CAACUAUAAUUACAGUUACAUAAUAAAAUACAUCAUUAUUGGUGAUACAGGUAAAAAAUACUUUCUAAAGUGCUCUCAUACACAUUAAAGGGGCUACUAAUACUGAAUGCUAUUAGGUGUUGGAAAAUCUUGCAUCCUAUUACAGUUUACCGAUAAACGAUUUAUGCCAGCUCAUGAUUUAACUAUUGGCGUUGGCUUUGGUACACGUUUCAUUACAGUGAAUGAUCAACAGACAAAAUUACAAAUUUGGGAUACAGCAGGACAAGAGUCAUUUAGAUCAAUCACACGAAGUUAUUAUCGGGGAGCAGCAGGUGCCUUACUAGUGUAUGAUAUUACUAGAAGAGAAACAUUUGAACAUCUGUCGGUUUGGUUAGAAGAUGUUCGUCAACACGCCAACCCCAACACGGUGAUCAUGUUGAUCGGCAACAAAAGUGACUUGGAAAGCAAGAGACAAGUAUCACGAGAAGAAGCAGAAAGAUUUGCACAAGAGAAUGGUUUAUUCUUUUUGGAAACAUCAGCUAAAACUGCUAAUAAUAUAGAAGAAGCUUUCGUUAAAACCGCAGAAGAGAUUCAAAGAAAGAUUCAGGAUGGAACAAUUGAUUUAACCAGUGAAUCAAAUGGUGUAAAACUGGCUCUUCCACAAGGCGGAUCAUCUUUGCCUUCAGCAAACGCUUCUUCAAGUAGUAAUGGUUGCUGUUAACAUGUAUACAUGACUCAUGUAUAUAUGAAUGUAUACCUUUCCUAUCUCUUUCUCUUAUAACUUUAUUAUAAUUUCGUAUAAAUUGUAGUCAAC
Molecule: messenger RNA, 793 nt
Organism: Rhizopus microsporus ATCC 52813
Lineage: Eukaryota; Fungi; Mucoromycota; Mucoromycetes; Mucorales; Rhizopodaceae
Product: ras-domain-containing protein
Exons: 6
Coding region: 107-700 (197 amino acids)
Cellular component (GO): Golgi apparatus
Molecular function (GO): GTP binding; GTPase activity
Source: RefSeq, a predicted model, not a curated record